Molecule: messenger RNA, 2295 nt
Organism: Panthera uncia (snow leopard)
Lineage: Eukaryota; Metazoa; Chordata; Mammalia; Carnivora; Felidae
Gene: GDAP1
Product: ganglioside induced differentiation associated protein 1
Exons: 6
Coding region: 39-1115 (358 amino acids)
Biological process (GO): mitochondrial fusion; mitochondrial fission
Cellular component (GO): mitochondrial outer membrane
Source: RefSeq, a predicted model, not a curated record
CCGACGGGCAAGGCCCUACUGUACUCGCGCACCCCAAAAUGGCUCGGAAGCAGGACGAGCAGAGAGGGGGCGCGCCCUUGAUGGCGGAAGGCAAGUCGGACGCGGAGGUUAGGCUCAUUCUGUACCACUGGACACAUUCUUUCAGCUCUCAAAAGGUGCGAUUGGUAAUUGCUGAAAAGGCAUUGAAGUGCGAGGAACAUGAUGUAAGUCUGCCCCUGAGUGAGCACAAUGAGCCUUGGUUUAUGCGUUUGAACUCAACUGGAGAAGUGCCUGUCCUUAUCCACGGGGAAAACAUUAUUUGUGAGGCCACUCAGAUCAUUGAUUAUCUUGAACAGACUUUCCUGGAUGAAAAAACACCCAGGUUAAUGCCUGAUAAAGGAAGCAUGUAUUAUCCACGGGUACAACAUUAUCGAGAACUUCUUGACUCAUUGCCAAUGGAUGCCUAUACACAUGGCUGCAUUUUACAUCCUGAGCUAACUGUGGACUCCAUGAUCCCAGCUUAUGCAACCACAAGGAUUCGCAGCCAAAUUGGUAACACAGAAUCUGAACUGAAAAAACUUGCUGAAGAAAACCCAGAUUUACAAGAGGCAUACAUCGCAAAACAGAAGCGACUUAAAUCAAAGCUUCUUGACCAUGACAAUGUCAAAUAUUUGAAGAAAAUUCUUGAUGAAUUGGAGAAAGUCUUGGAUCAGGUUGAAACUGAGUUGCAAAGAAGAAAUGAAGAAACUCCAGAAGAGGGCCGCCAGCCUUGGCUCUGCGGAGAAUCCUUCACCCUGGCAGACGUUUCACUCGCUGUCACAUUGCAUCGGCUGAAGUUCCUGGGGUUUGCGAGGAGAAACUGGGGAAAUGGAAAGCGACCAAACUUGGAAACCUAUUACGAACGUGUCUUGAAGAGAAAAACAUUUAACAAGGUUUUAGGACAUGUCAACAAUAUAUUAAUCUCUGCAGUGCUGCCAACAGCAUUCCGGGUGGCCAAGAAAAGGGCCCCAAAAGUUCUUGGCACCACCCUUGUGGUUGGUUUGCUCGCAGGAAUGGGAUAUUUUGCUUUUAUGCUUUUCAGAAAGAGACUUGGCAGCAUGAUAUUAGCACUUAGACCCAGACCAAAUUAUUUCUAGGCUUGUAGGGAUCUCAUGGUGGCAACUCAUCCAGCUAUUCAACUAGACCCUUGUCCACUCUUCCAGGCCCAGUGGAGAAUGACCCUGGGCAAUUAGUAAAAAGCAUAAUUUACUUUACUCUUUGGAUAGUUUAUGUGGGGAGAGGAGAUAAUGAAAGUGUUUUUGUGGGCUGGUAACUUUGAGGUCACUUAUUUGAAAACCUGAACUAAUCCAUCCUUAAAGUGUGCAAGGUCAAGAUAACGUAAAUGUGACAGAGAAUCAGACCUUCAACUCAAAAUGUCAGUUCAAGUUCUGAAUUAUUUUGGGGGAGAAGGUUCUUACUAUAAGCAGACAGUAAUAGCCUGUGAUUGCCCAUAGCUGUUCAUUUGAGACUAUCUGGAUGUGCUGAGUGUUGAGUAGUUAGCAACAUUUUCCACUGGAAAUUCAGAGAUCACCUUUGUUUUAAACCAGUUCAGAUAGUGGCAGGGGCACAGCAGCACAUCAUAUGAUCACUGUUAGCUUCAGGCAGAAAUAAGUAACACAAAGGGAACAGGGAGAAGGAAAGAGGGACACAAGAGGGAAAAUGAAGUCUAUAGUGAAGAGCGGUAGAAGGCAACUGCCAGGUGCCUCCAACACAAUUCAUGGCUGUCUGUCCCCUUAGUAAACAUUACAUUUGACUACUUGUGGCCAUUGCCCACAUAUCUUCCUGUAUGAGAAACUUGGGAAGAGACUAGGGAGUUACUGGGGGAGUGGACUGGAGAAAACCCUGGGCUUUACACUCAGAGCUCCUCAUCUGACCUUAGUAUUAAUUUUAAAUGCAUAUGAAUCACACUCAUUAUUUUAAUAAGAUUAACCGCUUAUGUACUUGGGUGUGAAAUGCCUACUGGAACAUUUCUGCUUAGCAUUUACAUGAUAGAAAAUGGUUCCUUUCUUUUCCUCAUAGUUCCCUAAUUGGAUGCUGCCUGAGAAAUAUCACUCCUAUGGACCGUUUUCUCCAGUCACUGGGGGUCUUGCCUUCUACAGCCUCUUUUAGCACACAAGUGGGAGUCAGGUGAAGGUCCCUGCUAAUUCCUAGCAUGGCACGUGGCUAGGUAGUAGGUGUUUGAAUGAUCUGGGAGCACUAAAUAUGCUUAUUCUGAUUUUGAAGAAGCUGGUGUGUUAAAAAACUGUUGUCUAGGCCUUGCAUCUGUUUAUUGUUAUU